Molecule: messenger RNA, 2223 nt
Organism: Aspergillus homomorphus CBS 101889
Lineage: Eukaryota; Fungi; Ascomycota; Eurotiomycetes; Eurotiales; Aspergillaceae
Product: DUF803 domain membrane protein
Exons: 2
Coding region: 1-2223 (740 amino acids)
Biological process (GO): magnesium ion transport
Cellular component (GO): membrane
Molecular function (GO): magnesium ion transmembrane transporter activity
Source: RefSeq, a predicted model, not a curated record
AUGACGGCGCUCUACAACUACACCGCAACAACCGCCCUUCUGGCUGCCCGAGAGACAACAUCCUCUGUCUCCUCAUCGACCUCCUCAUCGCGGCCCGCAUCCUACAAAGUCGUCGGUAUCUGCCUCGCCGUCGCUUCCGGCUUCUUCAUCGGCACCUCCUUCGUCCUCAAGAAGAUCGGCCUCCUCCGUGCCAAUGUCAAAUAUAACGAAGAAGCCGGUGAAGGCUAUGGCUACCUCAAGAACCUGUACUGGUGGGGAGGAAUGACCUUGAUGAUCGUCGGAGAGAUCUGCAAUUUCGUAGCCUAUGCUUUCGUUGAUGCGAUCUUAGUAACUCCGCUGGGCGCCCUCACUGUCGUGGUCUGCACCGUCCUCUCCGCCAUCUUCCUCAAGGAACGACUCAGCUUCGUUGGCAAAGUUGGCUGUUUCUGCUGUAUUAUUGGCUCCGUGGUGAUUCCGCUGAACGCUCCCGAGCAGUCAUCCGUCAGCAAUAUCCAGGAGAUGAAACAUUACGUGAUUGCGCCCGGGUUUCUAUCGUAUGCGGGCGUGAUCAUCGCCGGAUGUAUUUUCACCGCGCUGUAUCUGGGCCCGCGAUACGGGAAGAAGUCUAUGUUCGUGUAUCUCAGUAUCUGCUCACUGAUUGGGGGGUUGAGCGUGGUUGCGACGCAGGGUUUGGGGUCGGCUAUUCUGGCGCAGAUCAAUGGCGAAUCGCAAUUUAAGGAAUGGUUCUUGUAUGUUCUAUUGGUGUUUGUGGUCGCAACGCUCUUGACGGAAAUCAUAUAUCUGAAUAAAGCGCUAAACAUUUUCAAUGCCGCCCUCGUCACCCCAACUUACUACGUCUUCUUCACCAGCGCAACCAUCGUCACCUCCGCCGUCUUAUUCCAGGGUUUCCACGGCUCCGUCAAAGAUAUCGUCACCGUCGUCCUCGGCUUCCUACAAAUCUGCGCGGGCGUAGUAUUGCUGCAGCUCUCCAAAUCUGCCAAGGAUGUCCCGGAUGCCGCCGUCUUUAAGGGUGAUCUCAAUCAAGUUCGCGAGGUUGCAACGCAGGAAGAACACGAAUUCGAGCCCAAGGCCGACUCUAUUCGCGGCGCCGCGGCUAUCAUCCGCCGCAUUUCCACCCCACGCCGCACCAUGGAAGCUGAAGAAGCCCGUCGCUAUUAUCGCGACCGCCAGGAGGACCUACGGACUCCUCUGGCCGAGAAUGAAAUCGUCGAAUGGGAUGGUUUGCGCCGACGCAAGACCGUUCUCGGUGAGGGUCCCACCAUGGCAGCGCGCGCACGCACCCCGUCCGUCCGACAGCCCCCACUCCCACCGCUGGGUAUGGCCCGCGUACCAGAGGAACAAAACUGGGAGGCUGAGAAGGACAACGAACCGACCCGCCCGGCUACAACACAGAGUAGCCAUUCGUUCCUAGAUGACCUCCGCUCGCGCGCGAACAACCUCUUCCACCCAGCGUGGCAGCCCCUACAUAAGGAGCCGUCGCAUUUGUCUGACGCUGACCCCGUGUCGCUGACAGCCAUGGCAGCAGGCCGCAAGUAUCCUGACACGCAUUAUACCGGCCCAGUCGACAACUCCAUCCGAUCGAUCGUCAAUGCAGAGGAUUACGACCAUAUCGAUCCCCCGAGUCCUCCGGCGCACGGCGGCGCGGAACGGCAAUUCUCAUUCAACAGCGUCAUCGGACGAAUGAAAGCCAGCAGCCCCGAACCAGUCACCCCCCGCAGUGUCUCACGGCAAAGUGGUCACCAUCAUCAACCUCAUAAUCAUUACCACCGUUCGUCGGGUGCAACCGAGGAAGAGCGCCUUGGCCUGGUGCGAGGAGACUCGAGAUCGGAUGACCUGGAUGGAAAGGCCCUGGACAGUACUUAUGAUGACGAUGAUAUUUGGAAUGAUGGACCAGACCCGUUGCCUUCGGGUCAUCUCCACCGGGCAGACUCCCCUGAAUCGCAUCGCAUGUUCUCCAGCGAGUCACUGUAUCCGGCGCGACUGCGCGUGAACCCGCUUCCCCCUCUGCCUGAUGAAGAACCGCUGGCCGAUCCAUAUGCGCCAAUUGGAAUGACAAGCUUACGACGCGAGUCUGACAGUAGCGCUGGGACAUUUGUCUCGUCACCGCCGGCCCGCGGGAGUGGGAAUGGGGGAAGCAGCGAGGGAUGGCGGAGACACCGAUCGGGACUGAGCAGUGGAGGGGGCAGUGGAGGUCUCCCUGGUAAGAGGGGGACGUUCAUUUAG